Molecule: messenger RNA, 1347 nt
Organism: Spizellomyces punctatus DAOM BR117
Lineage: Eukaryota; Fungi; Chytridiomycota; Chytridiomycetes; Spizellomycetales; Spizellomycetaceae
Product: chitooligosaccharide deacetylase
Exons: 2
Coding region: 452-1036 (194 amino acids)
Biological process (GO): carbohydrate metabolic process
Cellular component (GO): membrane
Source: RefSeq, a predicted model, not a curated record
GUCCAAUCCGUCAUGACAGUGCUAUACCCACUCGCUAUCCUAUGUAUACUCGUCAUUCCCUUAUUCAUAGCGCUGGUCGCUUACUUGCAGCCUAGGUGGAUUAUAUCGUAUGCUUCUCGCUGUUUUCCGCAGGUGUUAUUCUGCUGCGACGAUGGAGUUCGUCAAACAAUAAAUAGUCGCCACGCCGACAAGGUCAUUGCCCUGACUAUUGAUGAUUCCCCGUCUCCGGUGGGUUACUCGAAAGCUUCCGAACAACACCACAGGUGGGAAUGGAUAUUGUAAUGUACAAUAAAAUCGUUUUUUGCAGCUUACAGCGGCAAUUUUGACUCUCCUGCGCCAGCACGAUGCUAAGGCGACAUUCUUUGUUAUUGGUUCAUAUGUGGAAAAGUUCAAUACUCUCACUGGAGAGGGGAGCACAUCUGAACUAGAGUCUGGAUCGUUUAACGAUCUGAUGACUGCAAUAGUGUCCCAUGGUUGUGAACUGGGAAAUCACCUCAUGUUUGAUCACGCCAGUGUCAAGCUACCUCCAGCCAUCUUUGAAAAACAACUACUUCAAGUUGAUACCCUGCUGCGAAAAUACGACAAUCUCGCAUUAUCGCCUCCCAGGCGACGAAAGAGUGUUGCGAUAGUCGACAGUACAGUGCCUUCCGGAGAUCUUCCGUCUAUACCAUCUCCCACUGCAGAUGCGUCGAGAAGUGAGCCGGUUCAGUUAGAAGCACCGGUCAAAUAUCGAUGGUUCAGGCCGGGAUCGGGGUGGUUCAACUCAGCGAUGCUAGCUACCGUAGAGAAGCACGGGUAUCGGACGGCCUUGGGUUGUGUAUAUCCACAUGAUCCACAUAUUUCCAAUGCCCGUUUAAAUGCAUGGCAUGUGCUCCGUGGGGUGCAUCCUGGUGCUAUCAUCGUACUUCACGAUUGCCGGUCAUGGACCAUUGAUACAUUGAAGAUACUCCUACCCGAAUUACGCAAGAGAGGAUAUGCUGUACGAACCCUCACAGAGGUGUACAGAUCGAGACAAGUCAACGAUGGCUGUAUAUAGUUGGUCAGGUAAAUGGAAAUGAAACCGAAAAGGAUGUUAUCAUCUAUCGGUUGGUGCAGUCUUGUGACUGGAUCCUAGUUUUGGCCGUGCCACUUGGGUAUGGAGGAUUGGGACCCGAGGCUGACAGUAGGACAGUGUAGAGGCGCGCACAGCAGAUAGAUCAACAAGGAAUCUGAGGGAAUUCAAGUCACCUGUUCAUGAGCCUGGUGUCGGUUUACAACCAUGAAACCUGCUUUGGAUGUAUCUAUUACGUCCGUAUCUGUCAUGAUUCGGUGAACGCGGAAGACUCGUGGUGCUUGUGGGGCUGUGGG